ACAGUUAGUGACCGUCUGCCGAGGUGGACGGACCUAAACCUUCAUUCCUCCCGGUCUCUCACAUAAACCCUUCUACACCUCUCUCUCUCUCUCUAACUCACUUUCUCUCACACCGACGUUCAAUAAGAGAGAAACUUACGAUAAACAAACUUACUGAGUGAAAGAAUCUGAUAAAUCACCAAAUUACCAUCGGAAUGUGGAUCAUAAUAGUGACCAACCCAACUCCUCAACUACCCUGAACUACGUCACCGAACUGGCUCAAGCACAGCCCUCAAGAGCCAACAAUGUACAUGCUUAAUGCUUGACGACCAUCCAAGCUUGAGUUAUAACUUGAGGGAAAUUUGUUUGGUUUGAGUGUGAGUUUUGUGUUGACUUCUGAGGUGAAGGAGAAUAGCCUCGAGUUGCUGCUCCUGCUUCUGUUGUUGCCACUCUUGAGCUGAUCUACGCGUGUGACCAGGAUUACCUACUCCGUCAGCGUCGCCUUCAGGAUUCCCACAAUGUCACGGUGGAGUUGGUCCCGCGGGUGUUUGUCAGUGACGUGCAUCCUCGCGGCCAUCUACCUUACCACUGGCCACCCUUUACUAUACCUCAGAGGUACCCGAUAUGGUUACGCCCGCAACAUUCGCCAGUUACCGUGUGUGUCUAAGCGAGGUGGGGCGGGCGUCUGUAUGUUCGCCUGGGACUGCAUGAAGGCGAAUGGAACCCACUUGGACACUUGCAUGGACAGCUUUUACUUCGGAUCCUGCUGUAGGCUGCCAGGGGCUCGACCUCCCGUCUCUGAGGUCACCAACGAGAUCGUCCCCAUGAUCCCAGGAUUCGUCCCUACGUCAUCACCCCCAGGAAGUGACGUCACGGGAGGCCAUACGUCAUCAUCUCCAGGAAGUGACGUCACGGGAGGCCAUACGUCAUCAUCUCCAGGAAGUGACGUCACGGGAGGCCAUACGUCAUCAUCUCCAGGAAGUGACGUCACGGGAGCCCAUACGCCAUCAUCUCCAGGAAGUGGAGGUUCUGCCACGUCGGGUGAUGGUUCUGCCACGUCGGGUGAUGGUUCUGCCACGUCGGGUGAUGGUUCUGCCACGUCGGGUGAUGGUUCUGCCACGUCGGGUGAUGGUUCCACUCCUGAACUAAGUCCUGACACUGGUUCUACCACUGCAGUCCGCCCUGAUGUCGGUUCUACAACUGACGAUGAAAUGGUUACUCCAGGCGAAGGUUCUAUUGUACCAGGCGAAGGUUCUAUUAUACCAGACGAAGUUUCUAUUUUACCAGACGAAGGUUCUAUUAUACCAGGCGACGGUUCUAUUGUACCAGACGAAGGUUCUAUUGUACCAGACGAAGGUUCUAUUGUACCAGACGAAGGUUCUAUUGUACCAGACGAAGGUUCUAUUGUACCAGAUGAAGGUUCUAUUAUACCAGGCGACGGUUCUAUUGUACCAGGCGAAGGUUCUAUUGUACCAGGCGAAGGUUCUAUUGUGCCAGACGAAGGUUCUAUUGUACCAGAUGAAGGUUCUAUUAUACCAGGCGAAGGUUCUAUUGUACCAGGCGAAGGUUCUAUUGUACCAGGCGAAGGUUCUAUUAUACCAGGCGAAGGUUCUGUUGUACCAGACGAAGGUUCUAUUAUACCAGCCGAAGGUUCUGUUGUACCAGACGAAGGUUCUAUUAUACCAGACGAAGGUUCUAUUAUACCAGGCGAAGGUUCUAUUGUACCAGGCGAAGGUUCUAUUAUACCAGGCGAAGGUUCUAUUAUACCAGGCGAAGGUUCUAUUGUACCAGGCGAAGGUUCUAUUGUACCAGGCGAAGGUUCUAUUGUACCAGGCGAAGGUUCUAUCACCCAUGACGGAAGUUCUAUGAUGGGCAGCACCCCAGAAGACGGGGCCAUCAUAGGAGACAUAACAGUCUCUACUGACGAAGGUGCUAUGAUUGGAACUCAACCAGAGGAAGGUUCUGUCGUCGGUGUGGGUGUCCCAGGUGAGGGUUCUGUCACUCCCGGCGAAGAAGGUUCAAUCACCCCAGAGGAAGGCAGCACCAGUGAGGUCAGUCUUGGUGCUGCAGCAGGAGGUUCUAUAGAUGGGAUGGAUUCGUCGAUGACAGACACCUCGACAGGAGAGGGAACAUUCGACGGCAUGGGCUCGACGGAUGGUGCUCCAGGAUCUGUUAUUGGGGGGACGGUCGAGGGAAGUCCACCUGCCGUCAUGGGACAGACUGGAGACGAAACUACUGUCGAACUGGGUCCCGUCGACGGUCAGACUGGAGGGCAGACCGGGGGCGAACAGUCAGCCAACGAUGGACUGGAAUCAAGCAGCCACCAGUCAACGGCCGACGACCAGACGACAGAGGAGGCGCCAUCCACGACUCUCUUUCCGAUUUCUACUGAGGAAACUCCUGCUGCUACACCGUCGUCGGUACCUGGAGGCGGAGACGUUCCUACUGACGGAGAGGGACCUUCAGGAGACGAUGGACAGACAACAGACACAACGCUCUCGCCUUCAGGCACUACAGACGAAGGAGAGAGUCAGACCCCAAGACCUGGUGACGCAGACCAAGGGGAGACAGAUGGAGGGGAUGCCCCGUCUACUGCGACAGAAGUGAGCGUCGCUGUCGACCCCGAGCCCUCACACACCGAGGUCACGGCUCCCGGGAUCACUGUAGGGGAUGAUACAAUGACCACCGACGAUGCAGGAAGCACCACUGGGGCUCCUACAGCAGAAGAAACACCUGAAGGAGGAGUCACUCUUCCGGAUUCUAAGCCAACUCUCCCAGACAUCGAUGCUGCGACACCGAUCAGUCCACCUGCGACAGAGUCCACCAUGUUACAGGAGGCCACAGACGCCCCUACGACACUGUUUCCUGUAGAAGUCGUAGAUGUUUCCUUCACAGAGACAGAAACCACGUCAGAAUCUUUAGCAGUAGAAGACGUCACGACAUUGUCACCCGGAGUUAGUGGGUCACACACGACUAGUCCUUCAACCACUGACGCAGCCAUCACAGUCACCGCCACCACCAGUCCCGACACUAAACCGCCAGGCGAAACAACAUUCGUGCCAGUGUUCGCCGCAGCCACAGUACGUCCUGGUAAACCCGACGGCGACGCUGACGAUGACACGACGGAGUUAACACCAGUAACCACUUUCCCAUCCCUACACGUCAGCCCGACAGAAGAAACAGAAAUCCCCGCCACCACAAUCAUCUCUCCCUUCCUACCCAGCAAACCAAUCAUCUCCGUCCUCCCAGCCUCCACGACCCUCCAGUCCAACACGACAACAACACCUCCUCCUGCCCCGACGACCAGCCACCCAUUAGAGCAAAGACCUAUCAUCUUCCCUGGAGGAGGAGAGGGCAUAACGAAGAAACCUGCCGCGACUGAAGAACUCGACCAAACCGCUACAACACUACGACCUGGUGUAGAAACCGUCGAUAUAUCCCAGAGACCCGAUGAGCUAGAGACCACGAUCAAACCCGUAGAAGUGACUGAAACCACUUUGAGACCCAUUACUGUUGAUGCCACUGACUCAACGGAGGAACCUGUUAGUGCUGAGACAACGUUAAGCCCGAUCGUCACAACAGAACAAGAACCUGACACUGCAACGAAGAAACCCACAACAACGGAAACAACAGAGAAACCCACGACAACGGAAACAACAGUAAAACCCACGAUAACGGAAGCAGAAGAAACCACAACAACAGAAGCUGAAGAACCUACGACAACAGAAACAACAGAGAUACCCACGACAACGGUAACGCAGAAAUCCACGACAACGGAAACAACAGUUAAACUUACUACAUCAACAGAGACCCCAACAGAAGCAGCAACGACUACAACAGAAGACUUAGAGACGACAACAGAAGACUUAGAGACGACAACAGAAGGCACCGUUGAAAGUGAACUACUAGAGCGACUUAAUUCCUCCAGUUACAAAGACAUCUGUGGCGUUCCCGUCUACCCCACACGGAGGAUUGUCGGAGGAAGUGAAGCAACAUUUGGCGAAUGGCCCUGGCAGGUGUCAUUAAGACAAUGGAGACAGGUAACCUUCCUUCACAAGUGCGGGGCGGCGCUGCUGAACGAGAACUGGGCCAUUACUGCUGCUCAUUGUGUCGAGAAUGUACAGCCGGAGCAACUGUUGUUAAGACUUGGAGAAUUUGACCUUGAGAGAGCAGAUGAACCUUAUCCCUUCGCCGAGAGAAAGGUUCAGAUUAUUGCUACUCACCCGAAGUUCGAUGCCAGAACCUUCGAGUACGACCUAGCUCUACUAAGGUUCUACGAGCCGGUGACCUUCCAACCAAACAUCAUCCCAGUGUGUGUACCUCAGGACGACUACUCCUUCCUCAACAACACCGGCUACGUCACGGGCUGGGGACGACUAUAUGAAGACGGUCCUCUGCCAUCUGUGAUGCAGAAGGUCCCUGUGCCCGUCAUUACCAACAAGGACUGUGAGGAUAUGUACAGAGUAGCUGGAUAUGUGGAACACAUUCCCAACAUCUUCAUAUGCGCUGGCUAUGAAUCAGGAAGCAGAGACUCGUGUGAGGGAGACUCAGGCGGCCCUCUGGUGAUAAGGAGAGACGGGGUAUGGAACCUUGCUGGGGUCAUCUCGUGGGGUAUAGGCUGUGCCCUGCCCAACCAACCCGGCGUGUACACCAGGAUAUCUGAGUUCCGGGAAUGGAUUGAAAAGAUUAUUGUAUUUUAAAGAUUAUCUAACUAAUAGAUAUGACGCCAGUGGAAAUAAUUUAUUGUAGUGUUUUGUUAAAUAUUUGUAGUAUUAGCUUUUUCGGAGUAAUUGAUGUAUAUUUAAUUUUAUCAUUAAUAUUUUAUUGGAAAAUGUGAUAUUGUCUCCAAUUGGUUAUUUAAUUUAUUUAUUGUGAUUUUUUCUAUUGUAUUGACUAAUAGAAAUAAUAGUUUGGUUAUUUACUUAUGAGAGACUAUUUUAUAAGGCUUUUGUUAACUUUUAUUUGUAUUUAAAGACUUGUUAUUUAUUACCAUUGAUAUGAUAUUGUCUAAAAAUACGACUCAUUUUAUGAUCAGACAUUCAAUAGUUUUAUUUAAUCUGGAAAAAAUACGAUUAGCUUCGAAGGCAUAAGUUUAAAGUUGUUAAUAUUUAUUCCUAUAUUAACUAUAAAAAUUACUUAUUCUUUCGAGGAUUAAAUUAAAAUGUUGUUGACUGUAUGGCAGGUUUUGUUAGUAAUAUUAUUUGACUAUUUAUUUGUAAUACUUGUUAAGCGAUCUCCUUCCCCUACAAGGUGUCAAUACGGAGAUUAAGGACAGUUCCCUCCUCUUAUAAUAGGCAUUAUUAUUAUUUGAUAUUUAAUUCAUGUUUUUGUGUGUCGUUAGUCAUUGUUGUUGUUGUUGUGACAGAAUGACAUAUAUGGUGAUAUUUUAUUGUGAUGAAAAUUGGUUUAUUUUUAGGUAAUUAAUGAAAGUUUUUGUCCUUUUAGAUAUAUUAAAUUAUUAUUUUUUAUCAUUUUACAACGACAUAAAUAUUGCCUUAUAUUAUGAUGUCAGUUUUUGUCACAUUACACGACACUUGACGAUAUUUGUUACUCAUUUGUUAUCAUCAUCAUCAUAAUUAUCACAACACACACACACCAGUGAAAAGUGUGUGUGUGUGUGUGUGUAGAGAUAUAGUGACUGUACACCAUUUUUCUCAGUAUGACAGGUGUGUUCUGUUGUGUCGAAACAUUACCGCGACCGUACUUAUAGUGUUUACAUGUGUACGUGAUAAUAUCCCUCAUCUCUUGCUCAUCCUCCCCGCCUCGCUGCCUGUGAUAUCUUGUGUGUGUGUGUAUGUCUGUCACACCCAUAUGGCCACUGUUAUAAAGUUACCACGAAUGUCACCGCGAACCAUAAUUACUUAUUCAAAUUAAACGAUAACUAAACUUAACCUAACCUGAGGAUCCUUAAGUAAUUAUGGUUAGGUUAAGUUAAGUUUGGAUAAUGUUUGAAGAAUACAAUUUUAAUUAAAUGUUUUACUCUUUAUAAGUUUUGUUCGUGGUAAUUAUUUACUAACAUUGACCGUUUUACCCCUCUUCCUCUCCUCCCACACUCAACCCCCUCCCUACCUCACCAUCACCCCCUACCCUUCCCCACUACCUCAC
Molecule: messenger RNA, 6084 nt
Organism: Homarus americanus (American lobster)
Lineage: Eukaryota; Metazoa; Arthropoda; Malacostraca; Decapoda; Nephropidae
Product: cell wall protein AWA1-like
Exons: 10
Coding region: 498-4679 (1393 amino acids)
Biological process (GO): proteolysis
Molecular function (GO): serine-type endopeptidase activity
Source: RefSeq, a predicted model, not a curated record